Brenthis ino (lesser marbled fritillary) is the source of this 696-nucleotide messenger RNA. NCBI's taxonomy places the organism in Eukaryota, Metazoa, Arthropoda, Insecta, Lepidoptera, Nymphalidae. The record is from the annotation of a GenBank genome assembly.
AUGAAUUUUCUUUUACUGUUCAGUAUUUUAUUACAAAUAAUUCUUGUAAUUAAUGCGCGACAAUUUAGAGUCACAGAUCAAGUUUUUUUGGACAUUAAAAGUGAAAAUAAACCAUUGGGUCGAAUAGUUAUAGGACUUUUCGGUGACUUGGCACCAAAAGGUGUGAAAAACUUUAAAGUAUUGGCUACAAAAGGUAUAAACGGUAAAUCAUACAAAGGCACUGGUUUUAACCGUGUAAUUAAAAGAUUUAUGGUACAAGGAGGAGAUGUUGUGUCCGAUGAUGGUAGAGGUUCGAUUAGUAUAUACGGUAAAACUUUUGAGGAUGAAAAUUUAGAUACGGAGCACACCGCGGCUGGCUUCGUAUCAAUGGCUAAUAACGGGAAAGAUACGAAUGGAUGUCAGUUUAUCAUAACCACAAAACCAACACCAUGGUUGGAUAACUUACAUUCUGUGAUAGGAAAGGUGGUAGAUGGACAAAAAGUAGUACACAUGAUAGAGCAAACGCCGACGGACAUGGAGGACAAGCCUGAGGUGCGAGUGUACAUUGAGGAUUGUGGCCUCUUGCCUACGCAGCCCUUCUACAUAUCCGACGAUCCUUACGAUUUGUGGGGUUGGAUAAAGGCUUCCGCAGUACCCCUCUCCAUGUCAUUCUCGAUUCUAGGUUUCUUUCAUUGGAUGAUCAAGAAAAUGGAAAUU